GGUUGAUAUCCCUCGACUACCUCUCAUAUGCAAAUACCAUCCCGUCCAAGCAGUGUAGUGAUAGUUGAGUGUAAUCAGUUCUCCCAGCCUUUCAUGCGGAAUCAUGCAACAUGACAGCAUGGAAGAGCGGCAACGUAAAGAUCUCGUUCUGGAUCUCCUGAAGACGUUACCUCGGCAUUAUCAGUCGGAGAUCCAUGCUGCGUUAUCAGAAGGGUUGAGGCGGGAUGUCAUAGGUUCGAUACCACGAGAGCUGGCCUUGCAUAUCUUUGGGUUUCUGGAUAUCCCGUCUCUGUUAAAAUGUAGUCUGGUGAACAAGACAUGGCAGUCGAUCGCCAACGAUCAAGUGCUAUGGCAUCAUCUAUGUGAGGACGAAGGAAUUGCCGCCAAUCCCUUGACAUCAUGGCGGGACAUCUUUGCCGAACGAGAAAAGGUCCUCCGGGCGGAAGAAGAAGACGCCGAGAGACAGAACAGGGGCAAGAACAGGGACGAUUCGUGGGAUGACGAGAUCGACCUGGACGAUGAUGCUCAGGAUUUCAUGCCGAUUUCCCCGCCCACUAGAGUGUUUGCGGGCGGGAGCGUCGUCGUUGAGAGGGGACGGACCGCUACGGAUGGGACGAUCGCCUUGCCAGCUGUGGACCCGGGGCAUCGAAGACGACCUAGUUUCCGGACGGGGAGACAGCAGAGCGGGUUACCAAUAUUCCUCUUACCGGCCGAUAAUGUCAUAUCGGCUCAUAAUACGGCGUCAGCAUCGGCCUUUCCGGCUUCUCAACGACCUUCAACGACAUUCCCUAUCCUCUCGCAUUUGCCGGCUCCUUUCCCCCGUCCACAGGUCAACUAUAAGCACCUCUACCUCGUCAACCAGAUCAUCCGGGAACGAUUCAUCAAGGGCGACCAACGCCCACGCAUCCUAGACGCGGCCGUUUCGCUCAAGAAAGGCGGUCUGGACGGACAUCGAGAGGGCGUCUAUUGUCUCCAGGUGGUCAACCGGGAACUGUCCAUCCCGAUCAGCAACAAACAACCCGCUAGUCCUCGUCGAUCCGUGGAUGGGGCUACUCAGGCCGUCUCGAUCGAAGGUAGAGAAUGGGUAUUUUCCGGAUCGCGGGAUCGGACCAUCCGACUGUGGGACCUGAAUACGGCGAGAGUCAUCAAGAUUUAUCAAUCCACUCAACCUGAUCAGGGACAUACGGGGUCCGUACUCACCUUGCACGCCAGGGCCCACGAAGGAGAAGGUGGUAAGGGAAAGGGUAUGAGGAUGAUCUCGGGCGGUUCGGAUGGCAAACUCGUCAUCUGGGACGUGCUUACCGGGGCGAUCGAGGGCGAGAUCAAGGCGCACGAGGAUAGGCAGAGCGUCUUGUCGGUCAGAUUCGAUGAGAAACGGAUCGUCAGCUGUUCAAAAGAUCGCUCGAUCCGGACUUAUGAUGCCAAGACCUUGGAACCGCUACUUAUCAUUGGGGGUCCUUCGCCGAACGUAGGGGUACAAGCAGAGAAUCAUCUGUUACAAGCCGACAUUCCGGGACCGGAAGACCUGGAGGGUCAUCGGGCGGCUGUGAAUGCUAUCGCCUUGGUUAGAGACUUGAUAAUCUCGGCUUCGGGAGAUCGGACGCUACGAGUCUGGUCGGCAGAAACGGGCGAAGAGUUGACGCAGAUCAACGCGCAUAACCGUGGGAUCGCCAGUCUCGAUGUGGACCUGGAGACGGGAACGGCUGUGACAGGGAGUUCAGAUUGGGGUAUCCGGUUACAUCAGCUCUCCGAGUGGGGUUUCGACUUUUCUUCUCGCCGUCUAUCCAACUCGGAGGGUCAAGAAGAUCGGGCGUCAUUCGUCAGAGGGAAGAAGACCAUCGAGCCGGAACACCCGAACGGUCUGGAAUUCGUCACGGCGAAACAGUGUUGUCGGGACGGGAUGCAUCAUUCGAGGAUGGCAAGUAUAGGUCAGGGCACGGAAGACGGGGUGAACGAGGAUGCGGGGAUGGGAGCUGGGUCGAGGUGCUAUGUGUGUUCUCAUAGGGGGCACAAGGAGCUGGUCAGGUCGCUCUGGCUGGGGGAGAACGUGGUUCUGAGCGGGAGUUACGAUCAUACUAUCAAGAUCUGGGAUCGCAACACGGGUGUAUUACUAAACGAUCUUCCCAACUUGCAUGCGGGCCGAGUGUUCAGCGUCGUGGGAGACCGGACAAAGGCCGUGAGCACGGGUCUGGAUCAGCGAAUCAUCAUUUGGGACUUUGGGUAUGGACUGGAUACCAGUUUUGUAGAAAUGUAACUGUCGUGGCCGCUUUCUCUUGCCUUUCAUGUCUGACCAUGUAUCGAACACCCUCCGUAUCGAACGAACCAUGUCUGCAGCCAUCAUCGAUCCUUUCACGUG
This is a messenger RNA of Filobasidium floriforme, 2356 nucleotides long. Its product is annotated as WD40-repeat-containing domain protein. The coding region runs from base 104 to 2254 and encodes 716 amino acids. Gene Ontology annotation, molecular function: protein binding. Lineage: Eukaryota; Fungi; Basidiomycota; Tremellomycetes; Filobasidiales; Filobasidiaceae. The transcript has 8 exons. The record is from RefSeq and is a predicted model, not a curated record.